Xenopus laevis (African clawed frog) is the source of this 1149-nucleotide messenger RNA. RefSeq names its product glutenin, high molecular weight subunit DX5. The transcript has 5 exons. Bases 92 to 1018 code for a protein of 308 amino acids. The record is from RefSeq and is a predicted model, not a curated record. NCBI's taxonomy places the organism in Eukaryota, Metazoa, Chordata, Amphibia, Anura, Pipidae.
UAUUGGUCCACUAAACUCAAAGUCUACUGCCGACUCCUAAAGGUCUAUCUUAUCUGUUCUAUUGUAAAGAACCUCAAACCCAAACUCAGCAAUGGAAGGAGCCCCAACUUCCUCCAAGAAGCCUUCCGGCAACAAGCAAGUCUUGACUCCACCAGUACAAGAUGUGAAGCCCCCAAAGGGAAAUGAAGAAAAGCACAAAGAAGAAAAGCAUGAUGGGAAGCAGCAAACUAGUGUGCAGCAGACCCAGGGAACUGGGGGUUCAAGUGGGGUGUGCCAGAAGCAAGGGCAGGGCCAGGGAAGUGGACAGCAGACCCAAACUAGUCAACAGCAAGGGCAGACUCAACAGGGCACUGGUCAGACCCAAACCAGUAGUCAAGUGCAGACUAGAGCUCAACAGAGCAGUGGUCAGACCCAGAGCAGUGGUCAGACCCAAAGCAGUGGUCAGACCCAGAGCAGUGGUCAGACACAAAGCAGUGGUCAGACCCAGAGCAGUGGUCAGACCCAGAGCAGUGGUCAGAACCAGAGCAGUGGUCAACAAGUGCAGACUCGAGGACAACAGGCCCAGAGCAGUGGUCAGACCCAAAACAGUGGUCAGACACAAAGCAGUGGUCAGACACAAAGCGGUCAACAGCAGGGCCAAGGCAGUGGUCAACAACAAGUGCAGACUCGAGGACAACAGGCCCAGAGCAGUGGCCAGACCCAAAGCAGUGGUCAGACCCAGAGCACUGGUCAGACCCAGAGCAGUGGUCAACAAGUGCAGACUCGAGGACAACAGGCCCAGAGCAGUGGUCAGACCCAAAACAGUGGUCAGACACAAAGCAGUGGUCAGACACAAAGCAGUGGUCAGACACAAAGCAGUCAACAGCAGGGCCAAGGCAGUGUCUUUCAACAACAAGGGACUGGGCAACAAGGCCAAACCACUAGCCAACAAAGUAGCACUCAACAACAAUCAGAUAAAGGGCAGAGCCAAGGGAAAGAAACUUCUUAUUGCUUUAAACAAGGAAAGGACAAAUAUUAGAGAUCCAGAGUCCAUGACCUGAAAACCUCUGUAUUUUGUUGAUUAUGACAUACUGUGCUGUAUAAUCCACACCUCUCUGUGGUAAUAGUUGUAACUCCUCCUCUCAAUAAAAUCAUACUGUCAUUCCUGCA